AUGAAUAGUCAAUCAGAUGCGAUGGAUGAACGAUAUAGCAUGACCAAGUUGGAAAAUAGAUUAAGAACUUUCCAAGAUGGGGUUGUACUUCAAAAGAAAAAAUUAAGAUGGAGUUUCAAAGUCAUUCCAUACCAGGCAAUGGCCAAGCUUGGUUUCUAUUUUGAUCCAGUGAUAGAUCCCAAAACGUCAAAGUUAAACAAGGACUGUGUGAGAUGCUGCUACUGUCACCGCCGAACAUAUAACGUUAGAGAUUGCAGAUCCAGGAAAAAAGAUGUUCUCGAAACGCUAAGCAAUAUAACGAGGAGACAUCUAACUGAUUCAGACAAUAAGCAAGUAUGCCUCUUAAUUUACUUGCGAAAUAAACUAUUAAAGGAUUACAGUUUCCAUAUGGGUGUUUCAGACUGGAAAAACGACAAACAUUUCAGCGAACCAGACAGUAAAAUCAUGUUAAACUUUAGAAGAUUCACUUUUAAGGAUGAUUGGCCACAUGGUAUCUCUCACAAUGAGCACCAACUGAAUAUAGAAAACAUGGUUAAUGCGGGGCUUAUACGAUAUGAUACCAGCAUAGAAGGACUAAAGGAUCCAAAUAUGGAUAAGGCCCUCAUGAGUGACUCAUGUUACUGUAUUUAUUGCAAGCACUCCUUACAAGGUUGGUCAUCGCACGAUGAUCCGCUAAGGCGGCAUUACGACAUCUCUCAAAAAGGUAAUUGUUAUUUCUUUCAAAUACGCAAUCGGUUUGAAAGAAUGAGGAACGAUAAGGAUAGCACCAUUAGUAGUUCAGAUACCAUCAGCCAAAGUUGUGGGGCCACCACCACACAAGUUGAAGAGGAAAGAGAUGACGUUGUUGCAGUGAAAACCACCUCUCAAAGUCAAAAUUCUUUAGUCUCACCAUCUUCUCCUGGUAAGAAUCUUCAAAACAACGGUGACAAUGGAUUGAAUAGUCUUGUUAUUCAACAUGAUAGAAGUGUACUGAGUGAACUAAACGACGAGUACUCAAAGCAAAAUAAAAUAAAAGAGAAACAGCAAAUACAUCUGGAGAAUGGAAAUACCACUUUAAGAGCGGACAAUACAAAUCAAGGUGUUUCCGCAGUUGAAAAUGGAAUUAGCCUAACUCCUAUUGUAAAAGAAAGCAAGCGUUCAAAUUCUCAACUUGCGCAAUUUUCAUCUCCUACAAGGAAGAGGAGGAAGUUCAAAAGAAUAUCACCCAGAAGAAUUUUCGAUGAAGAAGAUAGCGAAAACUCUUUUGAUAAUAGUACUGUCGGUUUGGAAAACAAAGAUAAAGAUUUAGUUAUCGACUUYACAAGCCAUAUCAAUAAAGCAAGAGAUACGGGGAGAAAGAAUGCAAUUCUGGACGACAGUACGGAUGAAUUCAGUUUUAGUAAUCAAGGACAUAGUACCUUUGAUAUACCCGUACCGACCUCCUCGCAUUUACUCAGAGACAUAGGUUCAGACAUUAAGAUUGUCACACAGGACCCAGAAAACCCUAUUAAUGCAAGUUCAAACUCAAAAGAAGCAGUUAUGAAAGAAGAAAAAUAUUUGGCCAGUGAUGACAGAAACGAAGAUAGCAACGACACGCGACUUGUAGGCAGAGAUUUCAACACUACUACUCCUGGAAAAUCUGGAAGUAUAGACCAGAGGUCGAACGACACCAAUGCUAACAAAGGUCUCUCUAACGAGACUCGAGGUUCAUCGGUACCGCAUGAGUUAUAUCAAGACAAAAUUACGGAGGUAAGAACAGAAAGUGAGGAAGGACAGAAAAAUGAUGUAAACCUGCCAAUACGGCGACUUUCGGAUGCAAGUUAUAGUGAUAUAUUGAAUAGUAACUCCAAUAAUAUUACCGACAAUAUACCAAAAGGAGAGAUAGAUGGGAGCAAUCUUCAAACCUUUGAUGCAUCUUUACACAAAAAAGCUCUGGGAGAUGCUGGCGCCAAGGAAAGAUCUACUAAACUAGAUAGUUUACCACCAAAAGAACCAGUAAUUCCAGCGCACAGAAAAUUGGAUAACAUUGACAUAGAUUUACAUUUGUCAGUAUCAGACUUCUCAUCUUCUUCGCACUCUGAGCAAUCAUCAAAGAGCUCAAGCGCCAUCUCAACACCGGUAGCAAGUCCGAAGAUAAAUGUCACACGUAGCUUGCAUGCGGUCAAAGAGCUCUCUGGUCUGGCAAGAAAACAAUUCAAUGAUUUGGAAUUCGCUAAUAAGCAGGACACCACUAAAAUGUUGGAGUAUGUGUCUGUGAAGAAUGAAACUACUGGAGAAGAGUCGCCGAUUUUUGAAACUGGAACACCAAUUGCCUACGAAGAACACAAGUCAAAGAAAUUAUUUGAAAACGAGUUUUUGGGGAAAGAACUGGAGACGCCUAUUUAUUUAUCAACCGUAGAUCUGAACAAAUCACCCAAGCCUGAACCUGGGUCAAUCUUACCAGUCGUAGGUAAUUCAAUUUCCAGUACAAGUUUACAUCCACAGUACUCACCCCUAGAGAAACAAAAAAAGGAGAAAACUUUGACCACAGAUACCGAAUGUGCGACGGGAUGUUUAUUAAAUGAGGAGACCAAAAACAGUAGAGCUGACUUUGGUGAAUGGUGCAAAAUUGAUGAAAACAGAUUGCUUGUUAAAAAUUACUUUCAUGAUUUAUUGAAGUAUAUAAACAACAAUGACGCUACAUUGUCUAAUGACAAAGACGGAGAUCUAGCAUUUUUAAUCAAGCAGAUGCCCAAUGAAGAGUUGGAUAUGACAUUCACCAACUGGGUAAAUUUGAAGGUGCGAUCUAUCAAGCAUGAAUUCAUAGAUGAUUGCGAAAAAAAGUUGAACAUCCUGAGAAAUGACUUUGAUACUGCUAAGAAUUACGUUGAGACUUUGGAAGAUGAUGAUGAAUUAAUCGAGAUUGCUAAGAAAAUGGGUGUUUUAUAG
Messenger RNA from Saccharomyces eubayanus, 2907 nucleotides. It is a transcript of the gene BIR1, whose product is annotated as survivin. The coding region runs from base 1 to 2907 and encodes 968 amino acids. The record is from RefSeq and is a predicted model, not a curated record. NCBI's taxonomy places the organism in Eukaryota, Fungi, Ascomycota, Saccharomycetes, Saccharomycetales, Saccharomycetaceae. The transcript has a single exon.